UUGCGUUGGGUGGGCUACUCAGUCUAGGGGUUAGUAACCCACCCGCAAUCAAGUUAUUCCAGGGUCUCGGAGGGGCGCUACCUGGAAGGGAAUGAGCUAAGACAGAAGAACGAGGCCAAGCAACUUUGUCAAGGCCUCAGUUUAUUAGGGACGGGUUACAGUUUAUAUAUGGUAAGGGAUGAGGGGCAGGGUACAGGAUCUCACAGGCCGCGUGGUUCCGGUCACGUAGCGGUUACAUUCAGACAGACAGAUAGGGCCAGGAAGUCACGAGUUGUCACACCUGGUUCCCUGGGUAGCUGGAAUGUGAGGUGUAUUUUGCUAAUAGAUUAACAGUUAAUUGGGUGAGCAGAUUCUGUCAAUAGAACAUAAUUAUGGGUGUGAGGUUCCCUGCAGACUCCCCAGGGUGAUGGUUCCUGUAAUGAUAGGGGGGAAAUGGCUCCUGACAAAUCCGUAUGAAAACAAGGAUUAAAGAAACAGGAAAAUGUUAAUACCAGUUGAGUGAACUGAUAGCAGGGAUUUUUACAGAUUCCAAUCUCUGACAAAACACUUAAUUUUUUAUUCUAAAUAUGUCAGUGAGUGCUGAUGUGCUUUCUAUUAAUAUCUGGAGCAUAUUUCAUUUGUACAGAUAUUUAGAUGGUAUUGUGAUGUCUAGGACUCACUUACAGGCAAUAAUUACCUCUUUGCUAAAGGAGAAGUUGAAAGCAAUAACUGCCAUUUCUAGAGUCAUGAUGCCUGGACACAAAUCUCAGAACAAGUCUAGGUUGAUGAAGGUCACCAGUAAGAUCAUCUGGACAUAGACAUGUAAAGCUAUCCUAUGAGUUUAACAGGAAGGAGGGCAGGGAACAGAGACAUUGCAAGUACUAAGAACUCUUAAACCCUUGCAGCCACUCUAAUGUUCAGAUUCCUCUUAUCCUAGGACAGAGCCCAAAGCUUACCAUAAAUCCCUGAAAAAUGAGAAUGGAGCUCCAGAACUUGAAGAAUAGCAUCCUACCCAGAACCAAGUUCUGGAAUCACCUGGGACUGGUAAAUAAAAAGCAGCCUGCCUGACAAACAGGUUGGAGGAAAAGCAGGCUGCAAAACCAGCUGGCAUAAUAGCUUCUCAAAAGGCCCCACAGAAGCAAAUGCUAACAUGAACUCUUACAUAGUGGAAUGCCUGCUCACACAGGUAUGCCAGUAAUUACUGUGCUACAAACAGUUGGUAUUGAGGACAUGUGACUCAAAAACUGCACUCAUCUCAUGGCACUAUAUAAUCCCUCAUUAAUCCAAUUCUUAGGUUUACCUCAUCAGCAUCCCCUGGUCCAGAGCUGUUCCCUGUUCCCUUAUGUGACCUGAGGUAACUCACUGGGGUACAGAUGCCCUGAAGUCAUCCGCUAGGAUCACAGCUCUCUGCUAGCCCUCUUCUAGGAAGCAACACAAGGUUCUGCUAGACACCAUCCAUCCCUAACUGCAGUCUGGUAGUUCUAUGAAAGUUUUCACAUUCUAUUUUGAUGAUUCAGCUUUAACUGAAGGCCUCUAUCUGGACAGGUUGUGCAAUUGGACUUGACAUUUAGAACUAUUUAUUAAAAAUAUCUAGAAAACAUUUAUAUUGAAUGAAAUCAUAGAAGAGUCAACAUAAAAACUUUAAAAAUAUUAAUAUGUAGAAAUUGAAGUUACAAAGCUUUGAAGCCAAAUGCAUAUCUAGAAACUGUUACACUAAGAUAAAAAAAGAAAAGGAGCCUUUGUCUUUGAACCUGGGGGAGGGGCGGAUAUGAUGAAAUAGAGAAAAAGGAAGAAAUUUGCUUGCAGGACAAUGAAGCUCAAUUCAGGUAUGCUGAGAGGUAGUUAGCAUAAUCCAUGCACGCAGAUAAACAGGGACACACACACACACACACACACACAUUUACAGAAAUCAAUUUUGCUAGUAGAGAGUUCAAACACACCUCCUUUAAAACCAUAGAGUCUUAUUCCAGUUUCGAAACUCACCUGUCAGAGCACACACAUAACUCAGAGUCCGCAGGGAAGAGGAGGAGUUCGAGGACCCAGUCUACAGCAGCACAUGUGUCCAUCACUGACUCUCGUAUACCAGAAAAUGCUAUUGUGCAAAAUGUUUUUCAGAUAAAUGUCUAGAACUACUGAUGCUUUCUUGAAAACUCUUUGUAUCCUGAAUACAAGAUUUUCUACCCAGAAAUGAAAAAAAUGUUUUUGAAAUUUAUUAAGCAAAUAGUUAUCCUCUUCAUGACUGUGUUUGGCAUGCUGGGGAACAUUUCUGUUUCUGUGAAUUAUAUGAUCAGUUGGUGCAGAGGGCCUGAGAAGAAACCCAUGCAUCUUAUUCUCAUCCACUUGGCUUUUACAAACAUCAUAAUGCUUCUUGCAAAUGGGUUGCCAAAGACUAUGGAAGCUUUUGGUUUGAGAAACUUCCUAGAUGACAUAGGAUGCAAGAUCCUCAUUUACCUGUCAAGGGUGGCCCGUGGGGUCUCCAUCUGCACCAGCAGUCUCCUCACUGUGGUCCAGGCCAUCAUCAUCAGUCCCAGAGCAUCUGGAUGGAGAAGGCUCAGACCACAGUCUGCAUGGCACAUCCUUCCAAUCUUUUCAUUCUUUUGGAUACUCAAUGCUUUAAUAGGUAUGAACCUAAUCCAUUCCAUCACAAGUACAAGCCUGAACAUAUCACAGUUUAAGAGUGAAGACGGCUACUGCUAUUUUAUGUUAGAAAGUCAGCAAACAAAAUGGAUUGUUCUCCCUCUCAUGGUCCUGAGAGAUGCUGUGUUUCAGGGAGCCAUGGGAGGCGCCAGUGGCUACCUCAUAUUUCUUCUCCACAAGCACCACCAGCAUGUCCACUAUCUUCAGAACUCCAAGCUUCUCUACAGAACUCCCCCUGAGCUGAGAGCUGCUCAGAGUGUCCUCCUUCUGAUGCUCUGUUUUGUUUUCUUCUAUUGGGCUGACUGUGCUUUUUCUUUAAUUUUAAGUCUCUCUUUAAUAGAAAAAUCCUUGAUGCCAAAAGUUCAAAAGUUUCUGGCUCUUGGUUAUGCAACUUUUAGCCCGCUUGUGUUGAUUCACAGGAAUGGACUUCUGCCUGAGUGUUGUGAGAAAUUGAGAAACUAUCUCUUUCAUGUUUCUGUUCAGUGACUGUCGAAGAACUCUCACUUCUGCAAUAUUGUAGGUAAGACAAAAUUUUCAUAAAGUAGGUUAAGCAUGUAUUUAUUCUCACAUAUUCUUCCUGGUGACUCACAACCUUGUCCUGAGAGAGAGAGAGAGAUCUUAGUAAAUUACAGUGAUAAAAGAAACCUUAUUCUCCAAUUUUCUACUCCUUUGAAGGGAUUUGCUAAAUUCCUAUAUUAGUAUUGUGUAUGGAUAAUUUUCCUGCAUUAUGUCCAUGUAGGACAGCCACACCUGGUUCCCGUAAAGGGUAGAAGAGGUCAUCAAAUGCCCUGUGACUGACUGGAAUUAGAGAGGUUGCUGUCAACCAAAGUAUGGCUGCUAGGUCUCAAUUAAACCUGAGACCUCUGGAAGACAAGCUAGUGCUCUCAACUAAGGAGUCAUGUCUCCACCACAGGGAAAAUGGUCUUAAUUUUAUUUAGUAAAACUGUCACCAUGACUGGAAGCGCACAGAUGAAUUUGGUCGAUUUUAUUAACUUCAUAGUGAUUUAGUCAUGUUAUCUAAAGAAAUCCAUAUCUUGUAGCUGAUGUUGUUCUUGCUAAAUGUUAUUUUAGCUAUGAUGCUAUUUAACGUGUCUGUAUUUUUCUUUUUGUAGAUAAUAUUAUACAGAAUUUUGAAAAAUGAUAUGAACUACAUCCACUUCCUGGAAUCCCAGUCCACCAGUCACAGAACUUAAAUGCACUGAAAUGUUUCUAUGGUUUUAUAUUCAUGGAGGUUCGCUACAGGAAUUAACAUUGUCCAUAUGGGAUAAAUUAGAUAAGAAAUACACAAUAAAGUUUUAUUUUAUAUCCAUCUAUAGUUUCUAUGUUGAUAAAAAAAACUUGGAUUUGCCAAUUUACAAGAUUAAUCUGCAGUGUGAUUGAAACAGACUGAGGCUUGUUAGCAGCUGCCCUUUGUUAAUGCCUGGUUGCUCUCCACACUAUCCAGCUGUUUGUCAUCAAAGAGCUGCAAAAGGAUCUCAUUCUACAUCCAUUUAAGUGAAGGAUUCACUGCUUGAUUUCCUAACUUAGAUCCACACAAUAAGAUAUCGACACGGUUCUAAAAACAUAAUAGACCUAUUCUGAAAAAUACUUAUUGAUAUAAUUAUUGAUCAUGAAGGUAUAGAAUUUCUAGAGGUGGAUUUAUGCCUUUUUUAAAAAAGAAACUGUUCUGUCAUAUUUGACCCUUGAAACAUUUUUGGUUCUUUAUGGUUCUACUUUACAAUGAUGCAUAAGUAUUUAUAUUUUCCUUGGUUGCAUUUUAUAAAUAUGCAAAAUAUUUAAGUAAGUGAUGGUUAUUGUGCUAUAGAUUAUUAAAUAGCUAGAUUUCUAAUAUAAAGAUUUAUUUUAUGUAUGUGUCUCUGUGAGUGUGUGUCACAUGUGUACAGUUCCCCACACAGACGAGAAGUGGACACUGACCACAGGGAGCUAGAGCUACAGGCAGUCAUGAGUCCUAGAUGUGAGUGCUAGAUAAGGAACCAGGGUCCUCUGCAAGAGGAGCAGGUCUCCUAACCAUCCCUGCAGCUCCUUCUCACAUUUCUCAUGUGAUGUGACUUGUUUGUAGGGAACAUCCACUACUUCUCUGAGUCUCACCCUCUUCUGUUACAUAGAGGACCAGACUAAUGAACACUUUCUCAGUCAGUCUGUGUAAUUUGACUCAAAGGGAAGCUAUGUAUGAACAUGGAGAAGGAGUGAAGAAAGAUGUGUUUAAUCUGAAAUUGGCAAUGAGAUUGUUCAGUGUGGAUUGCGUUGGGUGGGCUACUCAGUCUAGGGGUUAGUAACCCACCCGCAAUCAAGUUACUCCAGGGUCUCAGAGGGGCGCUACCUGGAAGGGAGUGAGCUAAGACAGAAGAAGGAGGCCAAGCAACUUUGUCAAAGCCUCCGUUUAUUAGGGACAUGGUUGCUGCUUAUAUAUGGUAAGGGAUGAGGGGCAGGGUACUGGAUUCUUGCCUCGUGUUCCAGGUCACGUAGGCUAGGUUACAUUCAGACAGACAGAUAGGGCCAGGAAGUCACAAGUUGCGCCACACCUGGUUCCCUGGAUAGCUGGAAUGUGAGGCGGGUUCCGCUAAGAGAUUGCUGCUAAUUGGGUGAGGGGCAUUCUGCAGACUCCCCAGAGUGAUGGUUCCUGUAAUGAUUGGGGGGAAAUGGCUC
This is a messenger RNA of Alexandromys fortis (reed vole), 5262 nucleotides long. Its product is annotated as vomeronasal type-1 receptor 4-like. Gene Ontology annotation, biological process: G protein-coupled receptor signaling pathway. The transcript has a single exon. Gene Ontology annotation, cellular component: membrane. Lineage: Eukaryota; Metazoa; Chordata; Mammalia; Rodentia; Cricetidae. The coding region runs from base 2167 to 3102 and encodes 311 amino acids. The record is from RefSeq and is a predicted model, not a curated record. Gene Ontology annotation, molecular function: pheromone receptor activity.